This is a messenger RNA of Ambispora gerdemannii, 288 nucleotides long. NCBI's taxonomy places the organism in Eukaryota, Fungi, Glomeromycota, Glomeromycetes, Archaeosporales, Ambisporaceae. The record is from the annotation of a GenBank genome assembly.
AAAAAACAUAAGGUCGAGAUCUUGCAAAAUGUGAGCGACCAAGUCUUGAAUUUUCAAGAAAAAUUAACUGAAAAAAUAAAAAAGGAGCCUUUAUUGAAAUUUAUAGCUGUACUUGAUGAGAGUAAUGAUAGACAAAGUGUAAAAGACUAUUAUGAACCAUCAGAUUCUGCUAAUAAAAGGAAGAUAACCAAUCUCUUUUUUUCAGAUGAUGAGGGACAAAUGACCCAUUGUUAUAAAAAAACGAAAAAAAAGAAAUUACCAUUCUGGAAUAAGGAAUAUAUUGCCUGA